Messenger RNA from Cygnus olor (mute swan), 5312 nucleotides. It is a transcript of the gene GNS, whose product is annotated as glucosamine (N-acetyl)-6-sulfatase. Gene Ontology annotation, biological process: glycosaminoglycan metabolic process. The transcript has 14 exons. The record is from RefSeq and is a predicted model, not a curated record. The coding region runs from base 162 to 1787 and encodes 541 amino acids. Gene Ontology annotation, molecular function: N-acetylglucosamine-6-sulfatase activity; glycosaminoglycan binding. NCBI's taxonomy places the organism in Eukaryota, Metazoa, Chordata, Aves, Anseriformes, Anatidae.
GGUGGGCGGGCGCGGCCAUGGCGGGCGGGCGGUACCGGGCUGCGUGACCCGCCCCCCGCUCCGCCGCUCAUCUGCCGGGGGCGGGGCGGGGCCGCGCGGUGCUCCCCGGGGCUCGGCAGCCUCAGCUCCGCUCCCCUCAGCUCCCUUAGCACCCCGCCGCCAUGUCCCCUCUUGCUCCCGCAGCAGCGGCCCGGGGGCUGGUGCUGGCCGCGCUGCUGGUGCUGAGCCCGGCGCCGAGCCCGGCGCAGGCGGCGCGGAGGCCCAACGUGGUGCUCGUCCUCACCGACGACCAGGACGUCUUCCUGGGCGGCAUGACCCCCCUGAAGAAGACCAACGCGCUCAUCGCGCAGAUGGGAGUCACCUUCGUGAACGCGUAUGUUCCCAGUGCACUUUGCUGUCCCAGUCGCGCUAGCAUUUUAACAGGAAAAUACCCUCAUAAUCAUCACGUUGUCAAUAACACUCUGGAAGGAAACUGUAGCAGCAAGUCAUGGCAGAAGAUUCAAGAGCCGUAUACCUUCCCAGCCCUGCUCAAAUCUAUGUGUGGCUAUCAAACGUUCUUCGCUGGAAAGUAUUUGAAUGAGUAUGGAGCAGAGGAUGCAGGGGGAGUUGGCCAUGUCCCUCCUGGAUGGAGUUUUUGGUACGCUUUGGAGAAAAAUUCCAAGUACUACAACUAUACUCUUUCAGUAAAUGGCAAAGCACGAAGGCAUGGUGAAAACUACAGCGUAGAUUAUCUGACAGAUGUACUGGCCAACAUGUCAUUGGACUUCUUGGAGUACAAAUCUAAUUUUGAACCUUUCUUCAUGAUGAUCUCAACCCCAGCACCACACUCACCUUGGACAGCUGCGCCACAGUACAAGAACAGCUUUCAGAACGUCAGUGCGCCAAGAAACAGCAAUUUCAACAUUCACGGAAAGAACAAGCACUGGUUAAUUCGACAAGCAAAGACUCCAAUGACUAACUCUUCAAUACAGUUUCUUGAUGAUGCUUAUAGAAAGAGGUGGCAAACUCUUUUGUCAGUAGAUGACCUGGUGGAGAAACUAGUGAAGAAAUUGGAAUUCCAUGGAGAACUGGAUAACACAUACAUCUUCUAUACAUCAGACAAUGGCUUCCAUACUGGCCAGUUUUCUUUGCCAAUAGACAAACGGCAGCUGUAUGAGUUUGAUAUCAAAGUUCCACUGCUAGUUCGAGGACCAGGGAUAAAACCAAAUCAGACAAAUAAGAUGCUUGUUGCAAAUAUUGAUUUGGGUCCCACUAUUCUGGAUAUUGCAGGCUACGACUUGAAUAAGACCCAGAUGGACGGAAUGUCACUAUUGCCGCUGUUGAGAGGAGACAAAAAUGUGACAUGGAGAUCAGACUUCUUGGUGGAGUACCAAGGAGAAGGAUAUAACGGCAGUGAUCCUACCUGUCCUGGCCUAGGACCUGGUGUCACACACUGCUUCCCAGACUGCGUCUGUGAAGACUCCUAUAACAACACAUACGCUUGUGUAAGGACGAUGUCAACUUCGUGGGAUCUGCAGUACUGCGAGUUUGAUGACCGGGAGGUGUUUGUGGAAGUAUAUAACUUGACUGCAGAUCCACACCAGAUCAACAACAUUGCUAAAACAAUUGAUCAAGAAAUUCUAGAGAAGAUGAACUAUCGAUUAAUGAUGCUGCAGUCCUGUUCAGGAGCAACUUGCCGUACACCUGGAGUCUUUGAUCCUGGGUACAGGUUUGACCCACGGCUUAUGUUCAGCAAUCACGGUGUUCGGGCUCGGAGGUUUUCUGCACAGUCCUUACGAAGCGUUUAAGAGCCUCUUGCAAUCAGCUCCCACUGACCAGUUUCUCCAGUGAUUGCAGCAGGUCUGUCUCUGAAACUCUCACUGAUCGCAGCUGGAAGACUUCUGAUGGGCUAUUCAAACCCUGUUUGGAAGAAAACCCUUGUCUUUAGCUGGUUGCCUUGUGCAAUAUGUAUAUUUUACAGCUGAACUGUAACUCUAAAUCAUUAGACACAGCUAACCUGUCUUGCUCAGAUAUUUGAUUACCACCUUUGUCUUCUAAGUACCUUUUCAUAUCACAGGCACAGAGGUGAAUCUAUGGCCUACGAAUCUGAACAGUUUUUGUUCUAAAAGUCAAUAAAUGCAUAUUUGAAUUGGGUUAGAUAGGCAGGAGCUAUUGCACAGUAAUGCUCACCUAUAUUCAGUGUCACACACUUUCCUGAAGGCUAUGUUUAAUGAUAGGUUUCCUGUGUUGAGCUCAAAGCUGUUAAUGACAAUAGCAACCUAGCCCAAAAUAGCAUAGGGAAGGCAUUAGUCAAAACUGUAGGAUCUGACUAGCAAGUAUCUCUUGCAGUCUAAAAUCAGUAUGCAAAAUAUCCUCUUUCAAUAAGACCACUUUAAAUGAGACCAGUGAAUUUUGUAGAUUUGCUUUGGUAGCUUGCAAACAAGAAUGUAAUUUCAGCCUCCUAGUUUGAAAUGCUGGAAUGGGUUAAUAUGUACUACUGAAAAAACUUAGGGUUUAAUAUAGGUUUCCUAGUGUGUUAAUCAAAACAGAGACUAACAAGUAUUCAAAUAAGUGUGCCUGUGUUUUGAGCUGUUAAAUCUGUUUCAGUACACGGAAAGAAGUAAUACUAAAACACAGAACAGGGCACCACAGUAGAGUUGAUCUCUCUAACCUCCAAAUGUCUUGAAUUGUCUAACAAGUCAUUAGAUUCUUGAAGGUAAAUUAUUUUGAGUGAAAACUAAAAUCACUGUUCACUAGAAGUUAAGGUAAGAGGGCUAUUUUAGGCAGUUCAAGUUCUUUGUAGAGAGAGCUGCUUUUUGGUUGAGACAUAACUACGCAAUCUGCAGUAAGUGGCCUUCACAUCAAAGGAGUGCACAGUAGACAUCUAACUGUAGUGUGUUAUCAUUUGGUUUCCCUUUGGAAGGGUGGUGUUGACUUUUCAACCUUCUGAUUAGGCUUAUCUGAAAUGCAGCUGUCACUUGUACCCAAACUUGAGUAUCUUUCUGAAUCUUGAAAAACACCUGAACUUGAGUUAGUAUAGAACUUCUGUAUAGGUUCAUUAGUAAAACACCUUCUAGAAACAGUGUGUAUUUUGAAACACAAGUUCAAAGUUCGUGUUGCUUGUGUGCAAAUCAACUGUAUUAUCAGGCAAGAUGUCUUUCCCUUGUCAAACAAACUGUGGUGCAACUCUAGUUCUUAGCCAGCUAUUUUAGAUCUUCUAAAGGGAGAGCAUGGUGUUUUCAGUUUCUUCCACACAAAACCUUUUACCAAGGGGGAAAAAAAUGAUCAGGCAACAAGUAUGACAAUAUCAGAACUGUGGAGAUACCCUGAUACAGACCCACAUACAGGACAAAAACAGUGCUACAGUAAAAUCAUACGAGCUUUCCUUGCUUUUGAUUCUGAAGCACAGAAGUUGCCUUUCAUGUAGUUUAGUUGCGAACUUCUGUGAUGGUAAGGUUUUACUCAAGCUUUUAAAAGCCCUAUUUAGAGCUUUUAUUUCAAAUUCAGCUCAUUGUUUCAAAUCUUUAGAGUGACCAAAUAUUUGGAGAAAAAUUACUGGAAAAGGUAGUUUCUCAGCUGAAGCACCUGUAUCAAUGCUGAGAUUUUUCGAUACUCUCAAACUAUUUGCAUGCUUUCAGCUACUCAGGAUGUUUUUUUCCUCCAUUACAAUUGGUAGCUUUAUCCUUUUCUCUCUGUUUCUCAAGCCUUAGUAUCGCCCAUCAGUUUGCUUCAGACUCUGUUUUGUCUUUAAAAACAAAACCAAAGUUUUUCAUGCUCAAGUAUUUUCUUGUAUCCUGAGCUAAACCUAAAGUUCAUUUACAUAGUGUUUUGCUCACAUAAUUCUAGCAAGUUAGACUUGGUCUUUGUUUAAACUUCAUAUUGGUAGCUGUGUGGAGGCUGGUACAAAAUACACUGUUUACGUUAAACCCUCAAUAGCUCUAUCAAAUCGAGGAGAUCGUAUGUAAAGUUUAUACUCCUGUUAAGUUUCAGUGCAAGUAAUGAUUUCAUUAUUAUGCUUCUGAAUGGAAAAAAAAUCUUUAUGGGUAUAAAUACGUAACAUACACUCACUUUUCUUAAAGUGAUCUAAAGCCAUAGUAAGCAAACUUUUCCUUUUGAAAGUUUUACUUUUUGGCUAAUAAAUGACAUGAAAGUUGACAGUAGAAUUGAUAUAGACUAUUCAGCAUGUGUGAUGAGACAAAUUAUUCACAGGUUUAUGCAGAUAGUACAAGUGCUAAUUUAGUUACAGAUAAAGUCGUACCCAGACUCAAUAACUUACCUUCUGCACUCAGAACCACACUAUACCUGAAAUCUGUUGUAGGUAAUAUGUCAUACUAUAAACUCAAUUUUAGAAUGAAAUUCUUCCUUUCUUAACCAAAAAGAAGAGAAUUAGCUAUUCAAGAAAGUAACUUCACUCUCACUUUUGAUAGAGGCUUAAGAACAUACAAUGAAUUGAAGGAAGAACAGGAACCAACAUCUGCCUGGCUUCCGUUACUUUUGGAGGAGUUUGUUGUGACUUGUCUGGUGUUUAUUUCCAGGAAUUAUUAAUUCUAAGUAUUUUAACAGUCCUGAAUGAACAGUAUUAAUUCUUAACCCUGACAAUUAAAAAAAUAUAUAUCAUGAAGGAAUUUUAACUUGCAGCCAGAUCUAAUUCCCAACCAAAUGGAUUUAAAGCUAAAUGGUCUUCCUGGAUAUUCAAUUUCAUAUGCUAUUUGAUCGUAGCUGUGUCUGUACCUUGUUACUGAAGGCAUUUGUGUUAAAUGAAGGGGCCUUACCAGUGCAGAGCUGUGUUUAAGUAAAAUGUGAUUUAUUUUUUUUAUAAGUCAUUAUUCUCAAAAGCAGAGCUGUGAACUUCAAUGAUCUGAUGCGGUAAAGCAGAUACUAUGCAGGGAGAAAUACAAUCAAUAACUUUGACAUUACCCUGAAACAAGAAACGCAUUCUGUAUCAUCACUUCAGCAUAAAUCAAUACAGCUAGUACGUGUUUACCCAGCAUAGGCUCAGUAAAUUGGACUUCUGUUUGGGGAAUAAAGCUGUAAUGUGGACAUGCAUGGAAACACACAAAACAGGUGCAAUACCUCUUCAAGCAAUCAACUUAAGUUUGAGACUGAUUAUACAUUUCCUCAUAAUGAAACAACUGUCAGUUUUGUUAUGAUUCAAUUAAAGUGAAUCUUAUUCGUAUUCCUUUUCUCUGUAUGUGAGCAUACUUUGCUGUAGCAUGUUGUGAGCAUACUUAGUUUCUGCUGUUUGAACGUUUGUUUAGAAAGUGCCCUUCCAGAGGACCCUGUUCACUGCUGCACUUUUGGGAAAAGAAAAAAUAAACUGCCUAUCAAACUUC